GUGACGUGUCAGCGCGGAGUGAUAAAUGCCAGGAGUGACGUCAUCGCCCCGGCACAGGAAGAGGAGGAGUGCAAUAACGCAGAGGGGCCGCUACUGAAGGCCUUCUCCAGCCAGGAUGAUGCUGUCUGUCCGACACAUCUUUCGUUUGUCCCUUCCCUCCCCUGCUCCAGCGGUCACCUUUGCCAGGUUUAACUCUACAGCACCUGAACAGGCGCCAAAGAAGACAAAGUUUGGGCCCUUAAACGAUGAGGACCGAAUUUUCACUAAUCUAUAUGGCCGUCAUGAUUGGAGGCUGAAGGGGGCUAUGAGCCGUGGUGAUUGGUACAAGACCAAGGAAAUUCUGGUGAAAGGAGUGGAUUGGAUAUUGGGGGAGAUGAAAGCUUCGGGCCUGCGUGGAAGAGGAGGUGCUGGCUUCCCUACAGGGCUCAAAUGGAGCUUUAUGAACAAGCCAUCUGAUGGACGGCCUAAGUAUCUGGUGGUGAAUGCAGAUGAAGGGGAGCCAGGCACCUGUAAGGACCGCGAGAUCAUGAGACAUGAUCCCCACAAGCUGGUGGAGGGGUGCCUGGUGGCAGGCCGCAGCAUGGGUGCACGGGCAGCUUACAUCUACAUCCGAGGAGAGUUCUACAACGAGGCAUCCAACCUACAGGUGGCCAUCCAAGAGGCUUAUGCUGCAGGGCUUAUCGGUCGCAAUGCUUGUGGCUCGGGAUUUGAUUUUGAUGUGUUCGUGGUGAGAGGAGCUGGAGCGUAUAUCUGUGGGGAGGAGACUGCUCUAAUUGAAAGUAUUGAAGGAAAGCAAGGGAAGCCCCGCCUCAAGCCUCCGUUCCCCGCUGACGUUGGAGUAUUUGGCUGCCCAACAACUGUUGCUAAUGUAGAGACGGUUGCUGUGGCUCCCACCAUUUGCCGGCGCGGAGGCUCCUGGUUUGCCGGUUUUGGCCGUGAAAGAAAUUCUGGAACCAAACUGUUCAACAUCUCUGGACAUGUCAACAAUCCGUGUACCGUGGAGGAAGAGAUGUCCAUCCCACUCAAGGAGCUGAUAGAAAGACAUGCCGGAGGUGUUACUGGUGGCUGGGAUAACCUACUGGCUGUGAUUCCUGGCGGCUCCUCCACCCCUCUCAUCCCACGUUCUGUAUGUGAGACUGUCCUCAUGGACUUCGAUGCUCUAGUCCAGGCACAGACUGGCCUGGGCACCGCUGCAGUCAUUGUGAUGGAUAAAUCUACAGACAUUGUCCGAGCCAUUGCUCGCCUCAUAGAGUUCUAUAAACAUGAAAGCUGCGGUCAGUGCACGCCCUGCAGAGAAGGGGUCGACUGGAUGAAUAAGGUCAUAUGGCGAAUGUGCAAAGGGAACGCCCGUGAGGCAGAGAUCGACAUGUUAUGGGAGAUCAGCAAGCAAAUCGAGGGCCACACCAUCUGUGCAUUGGGAGAUGGUGCCGCAUGGCCUGUACAGGGUCUAAUCCGCCAUUUCCGUCCCGAGUUGGAGGAACGAAUGAAACUGUUUCACGCAGCGAAGAGACAACAGGCCAGCGUCUGAGAACCCAGGAGAAUUAAGAUGACAUAAUGGAAUUUAUUUUAUUUAACAGCGCAAAUAAGUGCAUGAGGACCAUGUGAUGUUUGUGCUAAUAAACCUCUACUUUCUAAGCUGA
Molecule: messenger RNA, 1640 nt
Organism: Pseudophryne corroboree (corroboree frog)
Lineage: Eukaryota; Metazoa; Chordata; Amphibia; Anura; Myobatrachidae
Gene: NDUFV1
Product: NADH:ubiquinone oxidoreductase core subunit V1
Exons: 11
Coding region: 116-1528 (470 amino acids)
Biological process (GO): mitochondrial electron transport, NADH to ubiquinone
Molecular function (GO): 4 iron, 4 sulfur cluster binding; NAD binding; FMN binding
Source: RefSeq, a predicted model, not a curated record